UGAACUCCAUCCACCUUAAAACUCCUGCAUUGCACUCUAGCUUCCACCAUGUCCAUGCCACCAGCAGCAAUGGCCAUGGCUCCCAGGCUGAGGCUGCUCAUCGUCCUAUCCGUCCUCUUCACCGCCGGCAUCGCCUCCGCCGCCCCCGGCCGCUUCCCGCCGGCCUACGGCUACGGGUACGGCGGCAUCCCGCCUGGCCUCUUCGGCCCCGGCGGCGGCGGCGGCUGGGGAGGUGGGUACGGGUACGGCGGCCCCGGCGGUGGGUACUCGCGUGGCGGGGUGGAGGUGCCCACGGUGGUGUGCUCCGACAAGGGCCCAUGCUACGGCAAGAAGGUCGCCUGCCCCAGCAAGUGCUUCUGGUCGUACAGCCGCUCCGGCAAUGGCUACGGCGCCGGCGGUGGCGGCGGCUCCUGCUCCAUCGACUGCAAGACCAAGUGCACCGCAACCUGCUGAUCGCCUGCAUAUCAUCUCAUCUGCAUCGCCAUUAUAUCAGUAGCUAUCUUCUGCUUAAGCGAUGCAACACGUAUAUAUACUGUAUGUUUCUAUUACUUGUUCGUGUACUGCAUGUGUUUUACUUGCGUGUACUUGUAUCACAUGAAUAAAAGGAGCGCGUGCAAUGCAGACUUGUUGUAGAUUGUCAUGAUAGGAGAAUAUUUGAUGUUUCUCUAAACUCUGCCUAGUUG
Molecule: messenger RNA, 683 nt
Organism: Oryza brachyantha (malo sina)
Lineage: Eukaryota; Viridiplantae; Streptophyta; Magnoliopsida; Poales; Poaceae
Product: shematrin-like protein 2
Exons: 1
Coding region: 49-453 (134 amino acids)
Source: RefSeq, a predicted model, not a curated record